Venturia canescens is the source of this 974-nucleotide messenger RNA. RefSeq names its product telomere length and silencing protein 1 homolog. Lineage: Eukaryota; Metazoa; Arthropoda; Insecta; Hymenoptera; Ichneumonidae. The record is from RefSeq and is a predicted model, not a curated record. The coding region runs from base 1 to 915 and encodes 304 amino acids. The transcript is spliced from 6 exons. Gene Ontology annotation, biological process: mRNA splicing, via spliceosome. Gene Ontology annotation, cellular component: spliceosomal complex.
AUGAGCGAAACAAUGACGAAAGAUGAAACUCCUAAACCACAAAUUCAAUUCAAAAAGAAAACACGUAAACCAUUGAGAAGUCGAAAAGCUGAUUCGGACGACAGUGACAACGAACCAGAUAAAAGCGUCUCGGUUAGGAGUAAAGUCGAAGAAAUGAAGACAAUUCAAAAGCUGAGGCAACGUCCUAAUGGAGUCAACGUUGCAGAACUUGCGCUUGGUGAAAAGGUCACAAACGAAGUAUUGAACUCGGAUCCUUUCAAUGUGAAGAGUGGAGGGAUGGUCAAUAUGGCAGCCCUGAAAAACAAUAAAAUCAAGCAGGAUGAUGCUUAUGACACAGGGAUCGGUACUCAGUUUAAUGCAGAAACGAAUAAGCGUGACGAAGAUGAAGAAAUGUUGAAAUAUAUAGAGGAAGAAUUGUCUAAGCGGAAAAAUAAAAACAGUGAAAUUGGAGAAGAUGGAGAAAUAGGAGCAGAUGGGAUGAGCUAUUGUUCUCCAGAGGAAGCUGCUCUCCAAGCUGUGCCUGAGCAUUUGAGACAGAGUUCUACCCACAGGAGCGAAGAAAUGUUGUCUAAUCAGAUGCUCUCCGGAAUCCCAGAAGUGGAUCUCGGAAUAGAAGCGAAAAUUCGAAAUAUUGAGGCAACCGAAGAAGCCAAACUCAAGUUACUUUGGGAAAGGCACAGGAAGAAGGACGUACCAUCUCAAUUCGUGCCGACAAAUAUGGCUGUGAAUUUUGUCCAACACAACAGAUUCAAUAUCGAUGACCCCGAUGCUCAUAAAGGCAAACACCGGGCCAGUGAACGAUCCAAUCCUGCUGCGCCUAAAGACGAUGGAAAAGGCAAACGCAAAGAAAACGGUGAAAAAGCUACUGACGAUUAUUAUUACGAGAGAUUUAAGAAGCAAUUUCGACGAUUUUAGAGGUUUUUUUAUCAUAAUCCUUCAUGUAACAUGUAAUGAAUAAAUUAUCUGUGGAAAAA